AUGGAAAAAAUUGCCAUUUGUAAUGCAAUACUUAUAAGGUUGCUGAAAAUUCGUCGACAACCCACGACCGGUUUCGCCCUCCUUGGGGCUCAUCAGACGCAGUCCACGAGUUCCCGUCAACCUUAUGUUCUACUUGAAACCAAAUUGCACGAAAUUAGCGAAAUACGCUCGUUUACCAGCGUUAGUGUUGCUGCAGCAGAAUGGGAAAACUAUGAAUUUAUUGGGCAAAUUUGUGUCGGGUGUCGGAUGACAUUCUUCUACCUUACCGGGGCGAGACGGCUCAAGUGGUUAGAGAGUGAACUAACUGACCGGAAGGUCAGUGGUUCGAAACCGACCUCUGCAUCUCGACUCCCCCUGUCUAGGAUUGAGCAACCUGGCAGUAUUCCAGCCCUAGUGCAUCCUUCUGGUGGCAUGGCAGCUAGGCACCGAAAGGGUGCUACAGCUGGACGAUUUUUUUCUAUCUUACUAAGUGAUUCCACUCUUUCAAGAUUCUUCUACCUUACCGGGGCGAGACGGCUCAAGUGGUUAGAGAGUGAACUAACUGACCGGAAGGUCAGUGGUUCGAAACCGACCUCUGCAUCUCGACUCCCCCUGUCUAGGAUUGAGCAACCUGGCAGUAUUCCAGCCCUAGUGCAUCCUUCUGGUGGCAUGGCAGCUAGGCACCGAAAGGGUGCUACAGCUGGACGAUUUUUUUCUAUCUUACUAAGUGAUUCCACUCUUUCAAGAUGGCUGUUGAUCUGUUCGCCCAGCUUCGCAACUGGUCUGCAAAUGUUUCAUCCUCAGUCGAGGAGACAUGUUAACACUGAAGUGAAGAAACGUUUGCAAGCCAAUUGUCAAGCUCGACGAACGGAACAACGGCCAUCUGAUCAACGACCAGGUGACAUAUUUCGAAUCACCUUUUGCAAGCCAAUUGUCAAGCUCGGCGAACGGAACAACGGCCAUCUGAUCAACGACCAGUAUUUGUUGUUUAGUGGAAGCGCGAAAGGGUUCACGGACUGGCUGUAUCGCAAAGAAGCCGAAUCCAAAGGGCGAUCAGAAGAGUCUUAA
Molecule: messenger RNA, 1047 nt
Organism: Opisthorchis viverrini
Lineage: Eukaryota; Metazoa; Platyhelminthes; Trematoda; Opisthorchiida; Opisthorchiidae
Exons: 6
Coding region: 1-1047 (348 amino acids)
Source: RefSeq, a predicted model, not a curated record